Messenger RNA from Beta vulgaris subsp. vulgaris (sugar beet), 2431 nucleotides. RefSeq names its product glucose-6-phosphate isomerase 1, chloroplastic. Gene Ontology annotation, molecular function: monosaccharide binding; glucose-6-phosphate isomerase activity; carbohydrate derivative binding. The record is from RefSeq and is a predicted model, not a curated record. Gene Ontology annotation, cellular component: cytosol. The transcript has 14 exons. The coding region runs from base 301 to 2160 and encodes 619 amino acids. Gene Ontology annotation, biological process: gluconeogenesis; glycolytic process; glucose 6-phosphate metabolic process. NCBI's taxonomy places the organism in Eukaryota, Viridiplantae, Streptophyta, Magnoliopsida, Caryophyllales, Amaranthaceae.
AACAAUACAAACCUUUAUCAUUCACAAAAAGCCAGAGAAUCUCCAACCUCCUUUGUUUGCCACAAAACCCAUUACUUUCUCCCCCUUCACUCUCUUUUUCCCUGAAUUUUAAAUACUUUCUCCUGAAAAUCUCAACUUCAACUAAAUUUCAGUCUUCAGACAUUCACUCAAUACUUUCCGUUUUUUUCACACAUCAAAAUAUCAUCUUACCAACCACUCAAAUGGCCUAAAAAAACCUCCUUUUCUACAAGUGUCUCUCUCUCUCCUCGUUUACAUCAAAGUUUUUUCAGUCAAACAACAAUGGCGGCUUCUUCACUCUCAAAUCUCUACUCUUCAACAACUCUCAAACCCAAAUUCUCCACCUCCACCAAACACGCCCUUACAGGCCCAAAAUCUCUCUCUUUUCGGCCCAUUUCAUCAUUGGCCCGUGACAUCUCAUCUGAUCUCUCAACUUCUUCUACAUCUUCUUCUUCCUCCAACAAUAAUCUUCCUUCUUUACAGAAGAAAAAACUUGAUGGGCUUUUGGAAAAAGACCCACGGGCCUUGUGGGCCCGUUACGUGGACUGGUUGUACCAGCACAAAGAAUUGGGCCUUUACUUGGAUGUUAGUAGAAUCGGGUUUAGUGAUGAGUUUGUUAAGGAAAUGGAGCCCCGUUUUAUGAAAGCUUUUAAAACAAUGGAGGAACUUGAAAAAGGCGCCAUUGCUAACCCUGAUGAAGGUAGAAUGGUGGGUCAUUAUUGGUUGAGGAAUUCAACUCUUGCUCCUACUCCUUUUUUGAAGACACAGAUUGAUGUUACUCUUGAUCGUGUUUGGGAUUUUGCUCAAGAUGUUAUUUCUGCCAAGAUUAAAGCCCCGACUGGAGAACGAUUUACCCAAAUACUGUCUGUGGGAAUUGGUGGUUCAGCGCUCGGGCCUCAAUUUGUUGCAGAGGCAUUGGCUCCUGACAAUCCUCCCCUCAAGAUAAGAUUUAUUGACAAUACAGACCCAGCUGGCAUUGAUCAUCAAAUUGCACAGCUUGGUCCUGAGCUAGCUUCAACACUUGUAAUCGUUAUAUCAAAGAGUGGUGGUACACCAGAAACAAGAAAUGGUCUAUUGGAAGUACAAAAGGCCUUCCGUGAAGCUGGAUUGGAAUUUGCAAAACAGGGUGUUGCUAUUACACAAGAAAACUCAUUGUUAGAUAACACAGCACGAAUUGAAGGCUGGUUAGCUAGAUUUCCCAUGUUUGAUUGGGUGGGUGGUAGAACUUCUGAAAUGUCUGCAGUAGGUCUACUUCCAGCUGCCCUUCAGGGAAUUGACAUAAAAGAAAUGCUUGCCGGUGCAGCUUUAAUGGAUGAGUCAACUAGGAUUCCUGUACUGAGAGAGAAUCCGGCUGCAUUGCUGGCUAUGUGCUGGUACUGGGCUUCAGAUGGUGUCGGUUCCAAGGAUAUGGUUGUCCUUCCUUACAAGGACAGUCUAUUACUGUUUAGCCGAUAUCUGCAACAGCUGGUCAUGGAAUCACUUGGAAAGGAGUUUGACCUCGAUGGAAAUCGGGUGAACCAGGGGCUCACUGUCUAUGGAAAUAAGGGAAGCACAGAUCAGCACGCUUACAUUCAACAAUUGAGGGAUGGUGUCCACAACUUCUUUGCCACAUUUAUUGAAGUACUGCGUGAUAGACCUCCAGGUCAUGACUGGGAGCUUGAACCAGGUGUCACAUGUGGUGAUUAUCUCUUUGGAAUGUUACAGGGGACAAGGUCAGCUCUAUAUGCAAAUAAUCGUGAAUCUAUAUCUGUCACUGUUCAAGAAGUGACACCUAGGUCAGUUGGCGCAAUGGUAGCACUAUAUGAACGAGCUGUUGGGCUAUAUGCCUCACUAGUCAACAUCAAUGCAUAUCACCAACCAGGUGUCGAGGCGGGUAAAAAAGCAGCAGCAGAGGUAUUAGCUCUUCAGAAACGGGUUCUGGCGGUGCUCAACGAGGCGAGUUGCAAGGAGCCUGUUGAGCCAUUGACGAUUGAAGAAGUGGCGGAGCAUUGCCAUUGCCCUGACGAUAUUGAGAUGAUCUACAAGAUCAUUGCCCACAUGGCAGCCAAUGAUAGAGUGGUUCUUGCUGAAGGCAACUGUGGUUCUCCUCGGAGCAUCAAGGCCUUCCUCGGAGAAUGCAACGUCGAUGAACUAUAUGCAUAGGUUACAUAAAAAAUAUAACAGCGAAAAAAUGAGACAACAAAAAACAAAAUUUUCGAGUGUUGGACCCUGUGGUUGGGGGAUUUGUGUGUCUGGCAGUUCUGCUUGACUGAAUAGUGGUAUUCUUUCCUGGUUUCUAAUAUAACUUCUCUUAUAGAUAACUUAAACCAACGUUAGUAUUAUGUCAUAAACUGCAUAUUGCAGGCAACAGUGCUCAGUGCACAAGGGAAACAAGAAGAUUGAGAAAGAUCUAUGCCAAUUUUGAUUGAUUUAA